UAGAAGACACUGCACAUCAGAUCAACGCCCCUCGUCGCCGCCUCCUCUUCAUAUCUCAUCCUUCAGUGCAUUGCUGUCUAGUCGUCCUUAGACUUGAGAGGAUCGACAAACACCGCAAUCAUGGCCCCUGGAUUCGACCAGCUCUCGGACCACGACUUCCAAGACGAAGAAGAUAAUAUCGACUUCAGUGAUCUCAAGGAACGCUACGAUGUUCGCAUGGAAGAAGGCCUCGACACUUUUGUUGUCAUCGAUGGUCUCCCCAUUGUCAACAAUGAGCAAAAACCUAAACUUGUCAAAUUCUUACUCAAGAGACUGAACACUGUUGGUCGCAUCAAGGAUGGAGAAGAUUCAGUCUUCAUGCCGAUGGGUGAUCAGGGACAAUCCGAAGGUUUCGCCUUCGUCGAGUUCCAAACGCCUGAACAAGCGGUCGCUGCCACCAAACAACUUCACGGAACCGCCCUCGACAAGAAGCAUACCCUUGCUGUCAACAAGCUAACCGACAUUGAAAAAUUCGGCAGAGAAGGACGAAUAGAUGAAGAAUACUCCCCACCACAAGUUGCACCUUUCACAGAGCAGGAUCAUUUAAGGUCAUGGCUCUUUGACCCCGCUGCUCGCGACCAAUUCGUCAUGUUCCGAGGUGACAAUGUUGGCGUGUUUUGGCACAAUAAAAAAGACAACCCUGAGUCCGUGGUGGACAGACCUCACUGGACACAACUUUUCGUCAGCUGGUCACCUCAAGGCACAUAUCUUGCAUCAGUACAUCAGCAAGGUGUUCAGAUUUGGGGUGGACCAAAGUUCAACAGAAUCAGACAAUUUCCUCACCCCUUUGUCAGCCUCAUCGAAUUCUCCCCUGGCGAGAAAUACAUCACAACAUGGUCCAAUCAACCAAUUGUGGUCGAAGAAGGAAAAGGUCCUCUGACUAUUGACGAGGAAGGCAAACACAUUGUGAUUUGGGACGUUGAAACUGGCCAGCCUUUACGUUCUUUCGUUGCCCAUGACCUUGCCCCAACAAACGCCGCCGAUGGGUCUGUUGUACCUCCAAAAGCCAAGGUCCAAUGGCCCGCCUUCAAGUGGUCUGCCGACGAGAAAUAUGUUGCUCGCAUGAAGCCUGGCGAGUCCAUCUCCAUCUACGAAACACCUCGCAUGAAUCUUCUGGACAAAACCUCCAUCAAAAUUGAGGGUAUCGUCGAUUUUGAAUGGGCACCCGCUACCGUGCAGCGUGAAGGCGUUAAGAUCUCGGAGCAGCUGCUCUGCUUUUGGACUCCCGAGAUCGGCUCCAAUCCUGCCAAAGUUGCUUUGAUGUCGGUUCCCACCAAAGAAAUCGUUCGCACCCGUAACCUCUUCAAUGUCACCGACGCCAAACUGCAUUGGCAAUCCGAGGCAAAAUUCAUUUGUGUCAAGGUUGAUCGACAUAGCAAGUCGAAGAAGUCAUUAGCUACUAACCUAGAGAUUUUCCGCAUCAAGGAGAAGGGCGUUCCUGUAGAGGUUGUUGAUUCUCUCAAGGAUACAGUUAUCAACUUUUCCUGGGAACCCAAGGGGGAUCGAUUUGUCUUGAUCACAGCCGGUGAGGCCGUUGCGGGAAGUAAUGUUUUGCCAAAAACUGCCGUCUCGUUCUUUGCUCCCGAGAAGCUCAAAGGCCCGGGCACUGGCGCGUUCAAGCAUGUACGGACCUACGACAAGAAAAAUUCCAACGGCAUCUACUGGUCACCACGUGGUCGUUUUGUCGUGGUAGCAACUGUCAGUGUGCAGCAACACAGCGACAUUGAUUUCUAUGAUCUUGACUACGAGGGCGAUAAACCGGAAAGCGAGGCAGCAUUCGCCGCAAAUCUGAUGCUGAUGAACACGGAAGACCAUUACGGUAUGACGGAUAUCGAAUGGGACCCUACAGGAAGAUACGUUACCACGGUUGCUAGUGUGUGGACCCAUCAGAUGGAAAAUGGCUAUCGCAUGUGGACGUUCUUCGGACAACCACUUUCGGAGAACCCUACUGAGAAAUUCAAGCAGCUGCUGUGGCGACCACGGCCAGCGACUUUGCUCUCUAAGGAAGAACAACGUGCCAUCCGCCGCAACCUCCGAGAGUACAGUAAAGAGUUUGAAGAAUUGGACAAAGAAUUGGAGGAAGGAGCCAAUGCCGCAGUUGUUGAAGCCCGACGACGUUUGUACUCGGAGUGGUACAGCUGGAUCUCCGAGGAGAAAGAGCGACUCAAGGAGGAGCGCGAAGAAUUGGGUCUCCCAGAUCCUGAGACAGAGCUGCAGUUGUCGCGGACGAGGAGCGCAGACCUCGAAGGCGAAAAGGUGGUGGAAGAAGUUAUCGAAGAGGUCAUCGAGGAGACCGAAGAGAUUGUGUCUUAGGAAGACUGAGGAGCAACUAUGGCAUGUGUUGCUGGCCUGUUGCCUCCCGGCUAGACUUGAGCUCCUCUGUGGCUGGGACCUGUGCAGGGAACGAGUCUGCCUUACCUCGGACACUUCCCACCCUCCACGGUAUCUCAAGCCGGCAAUCUCUCUGGCCCAAUGUGUAUACAUCGUCGCACGCUCUCAAGCACACCGUCGAUCGACGACAAUGGUUUCCAAGUUCCUGUGCAAACCGAGAUGCGCAGUGAUUGGGCCACUGUGAGCUCCAGCAGCAGUUGAGCGAGCAGCCCAUAUUCUAUGACAGUAUAUGAUCAUGGGAACGAGAAUUUAGAUUCGAUGGCAUGAUGGAUGAGUGAGGUUCGAACAGCGAAUAUGAUAGCCGGGGGCUGUUCGCAUCGCAUGAGAUUGCAGUGCAUUACAUUGUAGUAUUUCAGGCACCAGUAUCAAAAAAGCGCAUGCCUUUCUAAAAGUGAAAAAAUCAAGACAUGC
This is a messenger RNA of Exophiala mesophila, 2841 nucleotides long. RefSeq lists its product as uncharacterized. Gene Ontology annotation, molecular function: translation initiation factor activity; translation initiation factor binding; RNA binding. Gene Ontology annotation, cellular component: eukaryotic translation initiation factor 3 complex. Gene Ontology annotation, biological process: translational initiation. NCBI's taxonomy places the organism in Eukaryota, Fungi, Ascomycota, Eurotiomycetes, Chaetothyriales, Herpotrichiellaceae. Bases 121 to 2352 code for a protein of 743 amino acids. The record is from RefSeq and is a predicted model, not a curated record. The transcript has 4 exons.